UUUUGAAAAUAACAGAAAGAAAAAAUGAAAUGAAUGAAAUUCAGAAAUUGAAAUUAUACGAUUUCUAGUGAAUAAUAAUUUGUAUUGAAUUACCCAUGUGAUUUAAUUUGUUCUUGUUUCUUGUAUUACUAUGAAUUUCGUUUGAUUUGUGCAACAUUAAUCAUUAUAAACUUCAAUUUGUAGUGUUACAUUACUUGGGUUUUGAGUGAUAACAAAAUUUACUGAAUUUACAAACUGCAAACUCCACUAGCCUUUCGUUUAACUCAGUUUGAAUAACUACAACACGAUGUCAUCGCAAAAUCAAGAAAUGGACCUGUCGGCGAAAAAGAUCAAACACAGUUUGGAAAAUUGGAGAGAAAUCGUGCUUCCAGUGUACGAAGUAUUAUUAUGGAAAAACAUACCACUUUAUCCAGCUUUAAUUUUUGGAAUCAGCACUAUCGCAUUCAUUAUUGUCAUAUUGUUGGAUCCGACGUUAUUAUCCUUCGCUUCUUCGUUGGCUUUGUUUUUGGUGCUGCUGGAUUAUUUUGCUCCUAUUGUUAUAUCGAAAAUCUUCAAUCCUCAAUCUUGGACGGGGCCUAAAGAAAAAAAACUUGAUGAGAUAUGUUCUAAUUUGGCGUGUUCUUAUAUCUCUGUAAAGUCGAGUGUUGCUUAUUUUUGCAGUUUGAAAGAAACCAAUCCUAAAUUGUAUUAUUUGCCUGUCAUCUUUGGACUACUAUUUCUGUCGUGGAUUGGAAAUAAUGUCAAUAAUGUGUUUCUUACUUAUGUUUUCGUGACCGUGUUGUUGAUGAUACCGGGCGCAAAUCAUCACGGUUACUUGGAGAAAUUCUCGUCGUUACUGAAACAAGUAGUUGCACAAACCUUACGAUCAGCAUUAGGUAAGAAAGAAAAGAAGCAGUAACAAUUUUAAUGCUUUUUAUUGAGAAUCUUUUCUUGUAUUUCACGUCAAGACGUAAUUUUAAUUAUCUACAAAUGUAUUUACGAAUUGUUUUCAUCUUUCUUACGCAUAUUAUAUUCAUAACGACAGUUAGUCAUUCGUAUUGUGUACUUGUGCCAGAAUCCUGUCUAUCAAAUUGAAAGUUGAUUUGAUAUUUAUCAUGUUGUACCUACGCUGUAAAACGUGUUGCGCGAUUCUCAUACGGUGCAUCGAGGUAUAUUUUGUAAUCAUAGAGGUUGAUAUUUGAACACUUGAAAUUUCGUCAUUUACCUAAAUUUCGUUGAUUCUUUUUUCCAAUAGGCAUUCUUAUUUUAUUCGUUCAUUUCAAUUAUUGCCACAAUGUGAAUUUUGAAAACAAACCCCGCUAGUUCAAAAUUUGUCCGAUUACUAAAUACGCGCAAAGAUAGAUUCGUUUUGAGCUUGUGCAAUUGUGCACCUAUUGUGUUGUGUGUUUUUUCCAGUAAUGUAUCAGCCCUCUUCUCUCACCGUCACAAAAUCACCUUCCAUCGUUAUAUUUUAAGAGAAUGUGUUCAGGGCUCAAGUUAAUAAUGUUACAUUUUUCAAGUGUUCGAGCAUUUCCUCUAAAUCUCAUUGAUGUUUGUAAAAGUAGAAAAAUUAGGCCUUAGGUUUAUUUAUGACGUGAUGAAAAGUUAAUCAUAAGUCAGAUACUGAGAAUGAAAAUUAAGCAAACGGUAUAAAAUUCAAACUGAUUUGUGAAUUGUAAAUAUAUAAAUAAUUCGAGAUGUAGUCGAAAAUAAUAGAAGAAAAUACUUGGUCAUUUCCUACUUAAUUUUUAUAAUUGUUGAAUUGCCUGUGUUGUGUUUUUUGUAAAACGUUAAUAUUAACGGUGAUUUUGGUUAUUGCUGGUGUCUUAUUUCAUGUCCAGUGAUUCAAGUCUCAUUUUCCAUUUGUAUAAUUUUUAGCUAGGUACGUAUUUGUUUAAUAAAUAGUAAUACCUAGGUUAAUAUUGUGUACUUUUCGCGGAUCAGUUUGUGUUUUACCGAUUCUUUUCAGUAAAUUUAAGAAAUGUUAUAUUUAAAAGUUUCAAAAAUACGUAGUACAAGUGUAAUAUUUUGAAGAUGUUUUUAUUAGUUGAAUCGAAGAAAAAUAAAAAACUUUAUUACUA
This is a messenger RNA of Planococcus citri (citrus mealybug), 2060 nucleotides long. It is a transcript of the gene Arl6IP1, whose product is annotated as ADP-ribosylation factor-like 6 interacting protein 1. The record is from RefSeq and is a predicted model, not a curated record. The coding region runs from base 287 to 898 and encodes 203 amino acids. NCBI's taxonomy places the organism in Eukaryota, Metazoa, Arthropoda, Insecta, Hemiptera, Pseudococcidae. The transcript has 5 exons. Gene Ontology annotation, cellular component: membrane.